AUUCACCAAGAUGUUAGUUGUUCUUGCUAUCUCUUUGGCAGUUACCGCAGUUUGUGCUCAAUACGGAUCAGGACCAGCCAAUAAUCCACCGGCUUCUUCCUAUUCAUCAAAUGUUUACUAUCCACCUCCGGUUUAUGGAUCAGUGUACUGGGAUUACGAUAGUGGAAGUCGUGAACAUCGUCAUAAACAGUGCCCACGUUUGAGAGCAUAUGUGGGUGAGUUCCCUGGUAUCCCUGAGGAAGCAUUCUAUCCACCAAUCAUUCGAUAUGUCAAAUACAACAGAAAAGUGACUGCUCUUGUUGUCUGUGAUAGAGAUGAAAAGAAUUUGAACUUCCUUUUCGCUCGUCACAACAAAACUCGUGAUGUCCGUUCUGCCAGUGUUGUCGCUAUUGGAAGCACCGCCGGUGUCACUCUCGUUUGUAAUCGCGAUGACAGAAGAUAUGAGGGAUUUGUUAUUGAUAUGAAUGCAACUACAAACGGAUUCUCUAAGAAAAUCGAAAUCACGCAACUCACUUGUCUUGGACUCGACAAAACUAUUAUUGGUCUUCCUGUGGAACACGGAGUACAACAACUGGCGCAAAAGAUUCAGGAAAUUUUGGAAGAUGACUUCUUCGUUCCAGUUAUUCCGUCGAGAAGGAAGAGACAAGCUGGUGGAGCAACUGCUAACAGCGCUGAAUCCACGACUGAAGCAGCUGACACCGAAUCCACAACUGAAGCCGCUGCCACCGAAACUCCUGCCGCCGAAUCUACCACAACUGAAGCUUCCGCUACUGACGCUGCCGCCACCGAAGCUUCCGCUACCGAUGCCGCCGCCACCGAAGGUGCUGUCACCAAAGCUGCUGCCGGAGUUACAGAAGAAUCAGCUACGGAAGUGAUCACUGUAGCAACAACACCAGCUUCACCAGAUGCGGCGCUUAAUAAUGCUAUUAACGAAUUGGGAAAAAUUCUCGGUCAAGUUUUCUAAAUGCAUUUCGAUUUUAAUUGUUUAAUAUGUCAAUUGAUUAUUGAAUAAAAGUCAAUGAAAGCU
Caenorhabditis elegans is the source of this 1027-nucleotide messenger RNA. It is a transcript of the gene ule-3, whose product is annotated as Uterine Lumin Expressed/locailized. The transcript is spliced from 3 exons. Bases 11 to 964 code for a protein of 317 amino acids. The record is from RefSeq and is marked reviewed. NCBI's taxonomy places the organism in Eukaryota, Metazoa, Nematoda, Chromadorea, Rhabditida, Rhabditidae.